Molecule: messenger RNA, 2028 nt
Organism: Coniophora puteana RWD-64-598 SS2
Lineage: Eukaryota; Fungi; Basidiomycota; Agaricomycetes; Boletales; Coniophoraceae
Product: Na+/solute symporter
Exons: 24
Coding region: 1-2028 (675 amino acids)
Biological process (GO): urea transmembrane transport
Cellular component (GO): plasma membrane
Molecular function (GO): urea transmembrane transporter activity
Source: RefSeq, a predicted model, not a curated record
AUGUCUGACCAGACCUACUCAGAGUUCAAGCCUCUUCUCGACCAGAGUGUAGGGUACGGCGUAGUCGUUGGAGUUGGCUUCUUCUUCGCCUUCGUCAUGCUAGUCUUGACCACGCUGCAACGCAAAUUCUUCCGCUUCUCGCCUUCUUCCUCGGAAGAGUUUACACCAGGCCUUGUGUGCUGUGGGAUCGUCAGUGCCUGGACAUGGAGUGCUACCCUUCUUCAGUCCUCCACAGCAGCCUACACAUUCGGUGUUAGCGGUCCAUGGUGGUAUGGAGUGGGCGGAACGAUCCAGGUCGCGAUGUUUGGCAUGGUCGCCUCAAAGGUCAAGAUGAACGCCAACGGAGCACAUACCUUCCUCGAGAUCGCCAAAGCGCGCUUCGGCACAGGCGUACACCUCCUUUUCACUUUCUACGGCUUCCUCUGCGUCCUCAUAGUCUGCGGCUCGCUCCUCCUCGGCGGCGCGGCGACCGUAAAUGCGCUCACGGGGAUGAACAUCAUCGCAGCGUGUUUUCUCCUCCCCAUCGGCAUCGCGGUGUACGUCAUCUUCGGCGGCCUCCGCGCGACGUUCAUCUGCGACUGGAGCCACACGAUUAUCCUCUUCGUCAUCAUCUACACGUUUAUCUUUCGCGCUUAUGGGACGUCGCCCGAGCUUGGGAGCGUUUCUCGCCUCUAUGAGCUGCUGCAGCAGGCGUCGGCCGAGACGCCCGUGGUUGGCAACCAUGAUGGUAGUUACAUGACGAUGAAGUCGAACCAGGGACUCGUUUUCGGAGCGGCGACUAUCGUGUCGGGGUUUGCUGGGGUAUUUUGUGAUCAAGGAUAUUGGCAGCGGGCGAUAGCAAGUCAUCCGCAAUCAACAACAAAGGCAUACAUGCUUGGUGGCUUAUCAUGGUUUGCUGUCCCGUGGGCAUUUGCAUCGUGCAUGGGUCUGAGCGCUCGUGCGCUCGUCAACAAUCCAAAAUUCCCCACGUACCCUUCGCCACUCUCGCCCGAUCAAUCGAGUGCAGGUUUAGCUGCACCUGCUGCAGCAUCUGUGCUCAUGGGGAAGGGGGGUGCUGUCGCCGUGUUGUUAGUUGUUUUCAUGGCUGUGACUUCCGCCGCUAGCGCAGAGUUGAUCGGGGUCUCGAGUUUAUUCUCUUAUGACAUAUAUCGAACUUACUUCCGGCCUCGUGCAACUGGUGAGGAGAUUGUCCGAGCCUCCCAUUACUUCAUCUGCUUCUGGGCAGUAUGGAUGGGCUGUUGGGCCACUAUCCUGAACGCAGGAAACAUUGACCUCGGAUGGCUGUUUUACGUGCAAGGCGUAAUACUGAGCCCUGCGGUCAUCCCAAUUGCCCUCACCAUAUCCUGGUCCAAGCUCACCGAAGCCGGCGUCUUCUGCGGUGCGGUUGGCGGCGCCGUGCUAGGCAUGAUCGCAUGGAUGAUCGGCUGCUGGAAAAUAUACGGCGCCAUUACUAUCCCCAACCUCGCCGAACCCUACUCCGCGGUAUGCAGCGGACUCACCGGACUCCUGUUUUCGGGCCUUCUGACGGUGGUUGUAUCUCUUCUGAAGCCGGCAAAUUUUGACUUUGCGGCGACACGGGCGAUCAAGACGCUCGAUGCAUUGCCUGACACAAGCUCUGACCACGACGUCGAGUGCUCAGACGGGGCUGUCAACGUCAAAGAUGGUGCUUCGGAUCGAUUAGAUGGAAAACAAAGUUCGCAUCUCAAGGAUAUCGAGAAGAAUGUCGAAGUGCAUGCUAGCGAGGCACAUCCGGAAAACUUGGACAACGCGGAGAUGGCGACUCUGGAAAGAGUUUUCAAAAAGGCGCUUAUCUAUUCGUCCAUACUCACGUUCAUCGUCGUGAUCCUCGUACCUAUCCCGAUGUUCUUCUCUCAAUACGUCUUUAGCGAGAGGUUCUUUACCUUCUGGAUAGCCUGCACGAUAAUUUGGGCACUCUGUAGCGGAACAUUCUGCAUAAUCCUCCCGCUGGUGGAGUCGCGUCAUGAGAUGGUGUUCAUCCUGCGGGAGACAUACCGAGCCUUGCGAUAG